Epinephelus fuscoguttatus (brown-marbled grouper) is the source of this 5954-nucleotide messenger RNA. It is a transcript of the gene scube3, whose product is annotated as signal peptide, CUB domain, EGF-like 3. The transcript has 23 exons. Bases 283 to 3348 code for a protein of 1021 amino acids. Gene Ontology annotation, biological process: signal transduction. The record is from RefSeq and is a predicted model, not a curated record. Gene Ontology annotation, cellular component: cell surface. NCBI's taxonomy places the organism in Eukaryota, Metazoa, Chordata, Actinopteri, Perciformes, Serranidae. Gene Ontology annotation, molecular function: calcium ion binding.
UUCUUAAAUUGACAUUGGUCUGGCUCGAAACAUGAUAACAGAAAAGCCUUCCUCCGCUCCGCGUUGUCGGGCUGUCCUCAACCCCGAUCACUUGAAACUCAAAUAAGCAGGCGUAAAGAGAGGAGAGGAGAGAAAAGGUUGGAUCGCACAGUAUCCUAUCAGCGGCUGCUCAGCGGGAAUAACAAGAGACCUUUAUAGCACACGCGCACCCUUGUAGCCUAUGUGCUCUUGCGCAUCGCAGAUCUUAAAAAGUGCUCGUGUUGAACUACAGUGAAAGUUAACAUGUAUAUGCACGCUUUGAUACGCGCGAGCCUGGGAUUUGUAGGUUUCUGCUUGGUCGCCUUUGUCCAACAGUCAGCUUCAGGAAGUAAAACCACUCAAGAUGUGGACGAGUGUGCAGAAGCGCUUGACAACUGCAGCAUCGAUGCCAUCUGCCAGAACACCCUGAAGUCAUACAAAUGUAUCUGCAAGUCGGGCUAUAAAGGGGACGGCAAACAUUGUGAAGAUGUCGACGAGUGUGCGACUGAAUACAACGGUGGCUGCGUCCACGAGUGCAUCAACAUCCCAGGAAAUUACAGGUGCACAUGCUAUGAUGGCUUCCGCUUGGCACAUGAUGGGCACAAUUGUCUAGAUGUGGAUGAGUGCUCAGAAGGCAACGGCGGAUGCCAACAGAUUUGUGUCAACAUGAUGGGCAGCUACGAGUGCCGCUGCAGAGAAGGCUUCCUCCUGAGUGACAACCAGCAUACCUGUAUCCAAAGACCUAAAGUUCAACCAGAAGGCGCAAAGGAGGGACCCACCUGUAUGGACAAGAAUCACGGCUGUGCACACAUCUGCAGGGAAACACAGAAGGGUGGCAUCUCCUGUGAGUGUCGACCUGGAUUCCAGCUCACGCGUAACAUGAAGGACUGCAAAUUGACGUGUAACUACGGUAACGGGGGUUGCCAGCACAUCUGCGAGGAGACAGACCACGGCCCCAAGUGUGCGUGCCACAUGAAGUUCGUCCUGCACAGCGAUGGAAAGACUUGUGUAGGUGUGCGCGUGCAUGCAGGGGAGAGGAGUGUCCAGUCCCAGGCAGCCCCACAGCUGUUCCCCAAUGAGACCUGUGCAGUGAACAAUGGCGGCUGUGAUAGCACAUGUCAUGAUUCAGUGACAGGAGUCCGCUGCAGCUGUCCUGUUGGCUUCACUCUGCAGCCGGACCGCAAGACCUGCAAAGACAUUGAUGAGUGCCGUCUUAACAAUGGGGGCUGCGAUCAUGUGUGUCGAAACACAGUCGGCAGCUUCGAGUGCAGCUGCAAGAAAGGCUACAAGCUGCUGACCAACGAGAGAACGUGUCAAGACAUCGACGAGUGCUCUUUUGACCGCGCCUGUGACCACUUCUGUGUCAAUUCUGCCGGCAGUUUCCAGUGCCUCUGUCAUAAAGGCUACGUCCUCUACGGCCUGGCACACUGUGGAGAUAUUGAUGAAUGCAGUAUAAACCGUGGAGGUUGUAAAUACGGCUGCAUCAACACUCUGGGGAGCUACGAGUGUACCUGUCCACCAGGGUACAAGCUGCACUGGAACAGGAAGGACUGUAUUGAGCUGGUGAAAUGUCCUGUCGGGCUGGUGGCACCAAAGGCCACUCUGACCUGCAGCAAAACGGGCAAGAAAGAGAGCUGCUCUCUCACCUGUGCCUCUAAGGCUCACUAUCUGGCAGAGUCUGACAACAGCUACUCAGUCAGCUGUGGUAUCCCCAUCCUCAGAGGGAAGUCUCCUGCCAGGCUCAACUCCAGCAGCAGUCAGAGCUGCAUAGAGACUCUGGCCCCUCCAGUGAAGCAGACGGCGUCUUUCAAGAUUAAAAACGCCAAAUGUCACCUGCACCCGAAGCUGACCGGAAGGACAGAGGACAGAGGACGGACACUUGGACCAGGAGGGAGUCAGCCCUGCAGCAACUGCCUGGUGACAUUUGUUAAUCUCAAAUGUGACUCUUCUAAGAAAGCUAAAGGGCGACGUGCUCGUAACCCCGCCAACAAAGAAGUGACACGCAUUACUUUGGAGCUGGAAGCUGAGGUCAAACCCGGAGACACUACAGGGAGCUGCAAUCUGAGCUGCCUGAGACAACGCAUGGAGAAGCAGGUUAAGACGUAUAUCAAGGCUCUGAAGAAGUCCAUCAACCAGGAGCGCUUCCUGAUCCGAGUCGCUGGUUUGGAAUACGAGGUGGCACAGAAACUUCCGCAGGCUGCUCCCAUUCAGGAGAACUGCGGCCCAGGCUGGGAGAGAGACAAUGGCCGAUGUGUCAGAUGCUCAUCGGGGUCUUACUACCAUGGUGAGCAGGAGCGCUGUGUCCAGUGUCCGCCCGGCACUUUCCAGGAGAAGGAGGGGCAGCUGGCCUGUGACCUCUGCCCCGGCAGUGACGGCCACGGGCCUGUCGGGGCACGAAACAUCUCCUCCUGUGCAGGCCAGUGUCAUACGGGGUAUUUCUCCAGCGAUGGGUUCAAACCCUGUCAGCCAUGCCCACAGGGCACCUACCAACCAGAUUUAGGACGGACCCUUUGCUUCCCCUGUGGGGGAGGACUGGGCACCAAGCGGGAAGGUGCCAGCUCCUUCCAUGAUUGUGAAGUCAAAGUUCAGUGUUCUCCGGGUCAUUACUACAACACCACGGUACACCGGUGUAUCCGCUGCCCAGUGGGGACGUACCAGACUGAGUUCAGACAGAACUACUGCAUUUCCUGCCCUGGCAACACCACCACAGAUUUUGAUGGUGCCACAAGUGUCUCGCAAUGCAAGAACAGGCAAUGUGGUGGUGAGAUGGGUGAAUUCAUGGGUUACAUUGAGUCACCUAACUAUCCCGGGAAUUACCCUGCUAAUGUGGAGUGUAUCUGGAACAUCAACCCGCCCAGCAAGCGCAAGAUCCUGAUUGUGGUGCCGGAGAUUUUCCUGCCCUCGGAGGAUGAGUGCGGAGAUGUGCUGGUUAUGAGGAAGAACUGGUCGGCCACAUCCAUCACCACCUACGAGACGUGUCAGACAUAUGAGCGGCCCAUUGCCUUCACCGCUCGCUCCAGACGUCUCUGGAUUAACUUCAAGUCCAAUGAGGCCAACAGCGCCAGAGGCUUUCAGAUCCCCUAUGUUACUUAUGAUGAGGACUAUGAACAGCUGGUAGAGGACAUAGUGCGAGAUGGAAGACUCUACGCCUCAGAAAACCAUCAAGAAAUCCUCAAGGAUAAAAAACUGAUUAAGACUCUUUUUGAUGUGCUGGCUCACCCAAACAACUACUUUAAGUACACCACUCGGGAGUCCAACGAGAUGCUUCCUCGCUCCUUCAUUCGCCUCAUAAGCAGCAAAGUGUCGGCUUUCCUGCGGCCAUACAAGUAAAGCUCGCACAGCUGCUGAAGCACCGGAUCGUGACCCCCACCUCCUCCCCCCUGACAUCCCCCUCCACCUUACAGGCCACAUCCCACAACUCUCACAGGACUUAAGAACAUACUAGUAUGUUUACACUCUCUUAUUUUCCAUAGGCUUUGACAAUAAACACUAUGCAGACCUGAGAAAUACUGACAAUUUGUGUUUUAGGUUUUUUUUUUGGCAGUUUGCAUUCAGCGCAGGUCUGCAGUCCCGAGCUCAAGCAUUUAGUGGGGAUGUAGAGUACGUGAGUGGGUUUGGUUUCUGUUGUGCAAUGCAACCACAAAAAACAAACAAUAGAAACGCCUAUUUCAGACAGUAGGAGUGACGUUUUGUGUGCGCGGUUUGAGCUUGAUCAAGCUUGUCAUUGUAUUUGCUAAAAUGAGCGGUGUGAGUUCCAGCUCCAACUCCUACCAUUAAGUAUGACUGUAAGUGUUGUGUAAGUGUUGUGUAACCCUGGUUCCAUCUUCAGUGUCUGUGUGCUGUCCUCGAGGAGGAGCAGUUGUUCAAUUCAUGUCGCAGCUGCGUUCCAGGUCAUUCAAAGCCUUACUAUAUUUGAGCUCUUAGAGCAGUUUCCAAGGGUUUUACUGUUAAAACAGUUAAUCUAUGUUUUGUUCCAUCUGUCUAGACUGUGCUGACGUUUUCCAACCUUAAGAUUAUUUCUGUUGCUCUUUUAUUUUUUUCAACUCAAAGCAAAUACAAACAGGUGGUUUAUCGUUCCAGGAACAUAGUGGACAUUUGGGAGAUGAAUAACAAACUUAUAAUUGUGAGAGCCACAGAAAUGAGAUAAUGUGAUGUCUAGUGGAACAUGUCUCAGAGAGAGGGAGAGGGAGAGGGAGAGAGAGAGAGAGAGAGAGAGAGAGAGAGAGAGAGAGAGAGAGAGAGAGAGAGAGAGAGAGAGAGAGAGAGAGAGAGAGAGAGAGAGAGAGAGAGAGAAAUGUCUUUGAGGGACAUUAUGUUUGCUGCUUCUUUUAAAAGGUCACUUUAAUUCUUCAAUCUCAUAUUGUCUUUCUGAUGUACUCGACACACUAAUAGUCUCUAGGUUUAAAACUAAAGGAAGCUCCACGCCUGAAAUACUUUAGUUCUUACACACAGUAAGUUGAUAAUCUCACAUCGUCUGUCUGUGGACUACCAGUUUUAUCGUGUUUUUAUUUCAAUCUUGUAAAUAAUGAAAAUAAAUUAGACGAGGGUUGAAUUCUUUAAUCCUAAAUUUCUUUACGCAGGACCCGUAAAAUCACUUUCUGCCCCACCAGUCUCAAAUCCAAAGACACCCAGUGACCCCUUCAAACACCCCGCUCAUGUUUUGUUCUGUCCCAAUGAAGACAGCUCUUCCAAAGACCGCCCAAAAAAAGGGGCGGGUCACUUUGUUUUGUGCACUAAAUUUAAAGCCCAUCAUCCUACCUUUUGAGUACAAAGUGCAAUGAAUAAAAACACAUCUCAAUUUUCUUACACACUAUUGAGACCCACAAUGAAGCUUGUGAAAUGUGUUUAAGGCUGCAUUCUUGUUGAGACUCACUGUAUUAAAUAUUUAUCAGUCACAAUGGGCAGAAGAUGUUUAGGUUUCAACGUGUAACUGCUCUUAUCCAGAGAAACACAAAAAAAAUAUGUAUAGUGUCAAAAAAAUGUAAUAAAAACUGAGUAUUUCGUGUGUAAAAAAAAUAUUCUUUGAGUUCAAAACAGCGACCAAAACAGGGUAAAAUGAUUUAAGUUUUAAAAAUCUAACACUUUGCUUCAUGUCAGGAUUUGCUAAGUAGUUAAAGGAAAUGUUCAGUGUUUUGGGAAAUACGCCUACUCGCUUUCUUUCUGGAGAUUAAAUGAGGCUGACACCACUCUCAUCUGAUCAGUAAAUAUAAAGCUACCGCCAUGAGACCGUUAGCUUAGCACAAAGACUGGAAACAGCUAGCAUGGCUCUGUUCAACAGGUAAAUAAAUCUGCCUGCCAGCACCUCGAAAACUCACUAAUCAACACAUUACAUCUUGUUUGUUUAAUCACUACAGUAACUUAAAUGUUAAAAUGCAGGGGUUUUUGUAGCACUACUUCUAGGGAGUUGCCUAGCAACCUCAAAGACUCCAGCACCGCACUGGGUUGCACCAGCUACAAGCGAGUUCAAACUUACCCCGGUUUGAACGUAAAUCAGUGUAACAUUGGUUGGAGUUAACGUGCUACUAACAUUUUAAGGUUUGCACCAACUGAAAUACAGCCACGUUAAAUCUUACACCUAGCCCUUGGUAGGUUUAAAGUCCUCCAUAAAAUAGAGGUUGUCAUUCUGUAUAGUUUUGAAACGUGGGAUAACUGGAGUAUGAGGAGCUAAUUAUACCGGCUGUUUUGUAUCGGCAACAUGUUUUUUGUGAAAGAAUAAACCCUCGGUGAUCUUAUGUCAUUUAUACUCAAUAGAAAUGCUAGAAAUAGAACGGGGGUUUCUGUAAACAUGCAAAAUCAAGUGCGUACGCAUAAAAUAACACAAGUAAAUGGACAAUAACAAAUAUCCUCUGCAAGCAGAUAGAGGUAUAAUUAUAGAUGAAAACUACACCAUUUCUAACAAUUUGCCAGUGUAGGUAAUCAUGAUGCGUUCGUUAUAA